This is a messenger RNA of Klebsormidium nitens, 1278 nucleotides long. The record is from the annotation of a GenBank genome assembly. NCBI's taxonomy places the organism in Eukaryota, Viridiplantae, Streptophyta, Klebsormidiophyceae, Klebsormidiales, Klebsormidiaceae.
CCAAUUCUGAAAAGGUAUACCUUCCAGCGUGCUCUGGGUAUCAGAAUACCGCUUCCUCUUGUACAUGUGUUCAAUUGUAGGAAGGAUUCCGGGGGAGAACAAGUUUCCAGGGAGGUUGGGCAAUGAGCUCGAUGCCAAACCAUGAAUGUGGGCCAAUCCUCGAGGGGUCUGUCGUAUGUUGCAUUCAACCAGGAUAGCACGCGGGUUGUCUUUGCUACCCGACACGGCCUCAGGAUUGUUGACUGCAACACCUGCAAGACUGUUUUCGAGCAGUUCGAUGGAGCUGUCGGCAUUGUGGAGCCGCUCUUCUCGACUAGCAUACUGGCGCUUGUUGGUGCUGGUGAACAUCCUGCGCUAUCCCCCAGGCGCCUUGGCAUUCUGAAUAUCACCACGGGUGCUCCAAUCGCUGACCUCAGCUUCAUCUCGUCUGUACUGGCAGUACGGAUGAACAGGAAGAGGCUGGUUGUGCUUCUUGAGCGCAAGACUCACAUCCACGACCUCCAGACCCUCCAGAUCCUGGAUACCCUUGAGACCGCUCCUAAUCCGAAGGCCAUCUGCGCCUUCUCCCCCAGCACGGAAAGUAGCUAUCUGGCCCUUCCUGCGAGCGCGACUGCAGGGGAGAUCGUUGUGUAUGAUGCCAUGCAUCUAACGGCUGUUUGCCAGAUCCAGGCCCAUAAGGCGCCACUGGCGGCGCUGGCCAUUAAUUCGGACGGGUCCCUCCUAGCGUCCGCGUCCGAAAGGGGCACCGUCAUCAGGGUGCACACAUUGCCCAGCGCUACCAAGGCUUUUACUCUUCGGCGGGGCACGUAUCCGGCUACCAUAUAUUCGCUGGCCUUUAGCCCCCCCGAAACAGUUCCUCCCCUUCUGGCUGCCGCCAGCGACACCGGCACGCUGCAUCUGUUCAGCUUAGCACCCAGACCCCCAACCCCGCCUCCUGCGGCGUCCCGCCCUACCAAGGCUGCGGAGGAGUACCUGCGGCGGCUGCUGCCCGAGACGAUGAGCGACGUCUUGGAGUGCGACCGCGCAUUUGCGUCCAUACCCAACAGCUCCCAGCCCGGCGUGCGCUGUUUGUGUACCUUCGCCCCUGAACGGGGUCGGCCUCCGGGAACGGGGCCAGGGUCCCAUGACCGCGCGCGUGUCCUGAUCAUCACCGCACAGGGUUACCUUUACGAAUAUUGUAUAGACUGUAGAAGCUCCGCGACAGAUAGGUGUAGUUUAGAAAGGGAGGUUGCUCUGUUCCCCAAAGAGUCUGAACAGACUACCGCUCGAUUCGUGUAG